Messenger RNA from Porites evermanni, 2731 nucleotides. The record is from the annotation of a GenBank genome assembly. Lineage: Eukaryota; Metazoa; Cnidaria; Anthozoa; Scleractinia; Poritidae.
CGAUGUGAUUGGUUGAUAGUGGUCGACUACUAUUAAGCCUUCGUGCCUCUGUCAUGGCUGUGAAAUUUUCCUUGUUUAGAUGAAAAAAUUAACCAGGGCAAUGGCCUUUUUGUGACCGCGCAACUUUACUUUUUAUGGAAGAGAACGAUCCCAGGAAUUUUCGCGUUGUAGAAGAAGCGGAAGAUGAAAUAUAUGACAAGAUAAAAGAGUUAAAAAUUUGCUUAGCUGAUGCGGUUGAGGAUGAAGACCGAAUCGCCGAGGCUGAUGCAUUAAGUUUUCUGGGACUUGCGUUUUAUAAACUCGGUGAUUACACCACCGCAAAAGAAUACCACGAGAAACAUCUCCUAUUAUCACAAGAAUUGAGGGAUGAUAAAGGCGAAAGAAGAGCUCAUUGUAAUUUAGGAUGUCUGUAUAAAAUAACAGGUGAUUUAACCACAGCUAGAGAGCAUUUUACAGCUGCACUGAACAUUGCGAAAGAAAGAGGAGAUAAACGGCCGCUGGCGAAGAUAUAUAACAAUCUUGGGAAUAUUUACGAGUUGGAAAUGAACUACGAAGAAGCGCUUAGUUGUAACAAAGAAAGACUUGCGGUUGCUAAGGAGCUGAGGGACCAGCAUGGUAUGGGAAAGGCUCUUGCAAAUCUUGGCAACUUGUGUCAUGUUUUAGGUCAUCUCAGAGAAAGCAUUGCAUUUUACGAGGAAAUGCUGGACAUUCUAAGAGCUAAGCUAAGUAUGUUCUCAUUGUAAAUGUAUAAAACCAAUUGUCAUUUGUGAAUCAAGAGAAGAUGCUACUCUCGUAGUGCUCAUGCUGAUAAGUAUCCGGCUUGAAUGGGAUUGAAUUCACUGACGCACAGACGAUAUCGAUUAUUCAGUGAACUCACUCAACUCAGUAUACGUGGAGUGUAGGUUAACUGUCAGUUUAUUCUGACACGUCCGAUCACCCCAUAAUCGCUGAGUUGGCUUGAAUCAUUUGGAUCGUUAGCAGUCAGAUGAUUCAAGCCUCUGUUAACUCUUCUUGGUAUCCCUUUUUUUGGUAUCCCUGUGGGCAUCUUGAAUAACAGUACUGUCUCAUGUAAGUUGUGAACAAUAUUUACAUGAAAAAGGGAAUACAGACAUUCAGAGUUAAAUUAAGUUACACUGGCUUUGUUGAGUAAAAUUAACAAGGAGAACUACCCCCCCCCCCCCCCCCCCCCCCCCCCCCCCCGCCACCGCUCCGCCCCCCCCCAGAAACAAGAGUCUUUUUUUUUCACUACUCUUUUCCUUUGGAUUUGUGCUAUAACUAAGUUGGAAUACACUCACAACGCCACAUAAGCGGAAGGAGCAAGCAAUACCCCCCCCCCCCCCCCCCCCCCCACUAUGUAAGGGAUUCGGGAUUCCCGAAUCACGGAAAUUUUUGCUUGUGGACUCCAGAAUCCUGGGAUUUGGAAUCCGGAAUUCGGCUCAAGGAAUUCAGAACCCCAUUGAAGAUGGAGAUCCGGAAUCCAAGUUCCACUGACAAAGAUUCCGGAAUCCACGGCGUGGAGUCCAUAAUCCAAGACUGUCUUGUAUUUCCUUACAUGGAGCGAGAGAAAGCCUGUCAUGAGGAAUACAGGUAGUCACGUGAACUUAACUCUCACUUUUCUUCACUUCAACCAGGAAUACUCGACACUUUGGCUGAAGAGGAAUCCAAUUCAGAGGACGAGGAUGAUCUAGUUGAUAUCGAUUUGGUCGCAUUAGAAGCUGCAGCGUAAGUUGCGAUUAGUCUUAAAACUCAUUUAAAGAUUACGAUUACAGUACUCAAGCUUGUCACGUCACAUAUCGUGUGAUCUUUGGACAGCCAGGUAGUGAAAUCUGUAACUAGCGGACACCGUUGAGGGGUUCCCUGGUGUCGCUUAACUGAGGUGUUCGCUGUACUCAGAUUGGUUCUACUAACAAUGGGGAAAAAAUUGAGGACUCGGUGACACUCAGUUUACGAUGAAAACGUUGUGACAAGCAACUGCAAUAUUAAGCUAAUGAGAAGUUUCUUGUGUCAUUUUUCGAUUUAAGUAGUUCCAUUCUCUUAAUUAAAGCAAGUUCAUUUGUAUCUUGAUCUCAUUCACUGCUCACAAAUCCGUUUGAAACAUUUGAUAAACUCACACUAUUUGAACGUUUUUAUAAUGGUGCUCCUAACAUGGUAGACAUGAAAACUCAUGACGUAAUUCCAUCUAACAUGACGUCACCACAUCGUGAAAACAAUAACUAUCAUGGCUAUAACCCUCUCCCCUUGUCAGUUCUUCAUAACGUCCAUAUCAGCCCCCCUCCAAUCCUAGAAAAGGGGAAUUCAAAUAUGCCCCAUUUGAAUAAGGUGAAGGUCAGGGGGGAUCACUGUACUCCCUUUAAAAAUUAUGAUAUUCCAUUUUCUAGAGAGGUCAAACAGAAGAUGGAAGACGAGAGACUAGCAGAAGAACAAGCACAGGCGGGCGCUAAAAAGAAACGAAAAUUUAAAAACCCUUUCAAGAAAAGACCAAAAACAAGAGAGGAAAAGAUCGAAGCCUGGUUAGAAAACUAGCUUCUCGAAAAGAGGAUUCACGAAACUUUUCCAUCGAAUUAUUGUCAUAAAUUAGGCCUUUGUGGGAAAAAGAUGAACAUAAUUAAUGCUAAUUAUGUGUAUAAACUAAAUUAUACGAUUAUGACCAUAAAAGGCGGCAUCACAAUGUUGUGCAACGUAAAGUUUACUCAGUUCUGUGCUCGAAUGUUGUCAUGUCAUAAGAUUUAAA